This is a messenger RNA of Lindgomyces ingoldianus, 1491 nucleotides long. RefSeq names its product monooxygenase. The coding region runs from base 1 to 1491 and encodes 496 amino acids. Lineage: Eukaryota; Fungi; Ascomycota; Dothideomycetes; Pleosporales; Lindgomycetaceae. The record is from RefSeq and is a predicted model, not a curated record. The transcript is spliced from 4 exons.
AUGGAUACACGAUCAGUAGCGCCUAAGGUGCUCAUCGCAAUUAUCGGUGCAGGUCUCUCUGGUAUUGCGAUGGCAGUGCAGCUGAAACGCAAACUCGGAAUAAAUGACUUCGUCAUAUACGACCAAGCCUCGAGCAUUGGCGGUACCUGGCAGGCAAACAAAUACCCAGGUUGUGCUGUGGAUGUCCCAGGGCCGGCUUACAGCUUUUCCUUUGCCCCAAAUCCCAAAUAUACCAAAUGGUUCCCAAGUCAGAAAGAUAUCCUAGAUUACAUCAACGGCGUUGCCAAAUCAUACGGGAUAAAUCAUCAUGUGAGCCUAGGAACAUGUCUUGCGAAAGGAUAUUGGGAUGAAGCCAAACGAUCUUGGUUGUUGAAGCUUAAAAAUCUACAGACUGGGGAGAGCUUCACCCAAGAAUGUUCAAUUCUGAUCUCCGCAACGGGAAACUUGUCGCAACCGCACCAUGGAAGGAUUAGUGAUAUGGAAAUUUUCCGCGGGAGAGUAGUGCACACUAGCGAGUGGAACGAAAGUGUGGACUUGGAUGGCAAAAGGGUAGCUGUUGUCGGGAACGGAUGUUCGUCGGCCCAGCUGGUUCCCGCCAUCGCCGGAAGAUCACAUUCGGUAUACCAGUUCAUGAGAACACCGCAGACGUACGUUCCCAGCAUGAAUCCAAGAGUUCACCCUCUUCUUAAAUUUAUAUUCGUUCAUGCGCCUUUGCUCCUUUGCUUCUGCCGAUGGAUUAUUCUUAUGACGGGGGACUUGCUUUUCCAAGAGUACCGCAUAAGCCAGUUUGGGGACAGAGCAAGGAGGGCAUCCGAGAGGAGGAGUCUUGAGUAUGUGAAGAAGACUGCGCCCAUGGAAUACUGGCCUCUGUUGUUGCCAUCUUACCCCAAGGGAUGUAAACGAGUAGUUCGAGAUCACGGAUACCUGGCAUGUUUACGCCAACCUAAUGUCCAUGUUAUCGGGGAAGCGAUCGAGUCGUUGUGCGAAACCGGCGCAUUCACCAAGUCAGGGAAAUACUUUCCAGUGGAUAUCGUUAUAUUGGCGACCGGAUUUGAUACUUCGCGGCCUCAUUUCAAGCUCACUGGGCGAGAAGGAACCACCCUUACCGAGCAUUGGGAAGGAUUCGGCGCAAAGGAGGCCUAUAAAUCCGUUGCAGUGUCCGGAUUCCCAAACUUUUUUAUGAUCUAUGGACCAAACGGUGCCUUCGCGCAUACAUCGGCCCUCGUGGCCAUAGAAGCAUCUGUCAACCUGAUUCUCAAUGUAGCACAGCCAGUGGUUCAAAAACAAAGGAGCACAGUUGAGAUCAGCUUAGAGCGAGAGAGAGCAUACUACCAAAGGACAAGGCAGGGGCUUCGAGACACCAUUUGGGAGAAUUGCCAGAGUUACUACAAGGACUCGUCGGGGCAUAACGUAUUCUUGUACCCUUGGAGUGCGGCGUGGUUUUAUCUUCACAUGGCCUUUGAGCGGAGAAGCUCUUGGCAAUACUCCUAA